This is a messenger RNA of Rhagoletis zephyria (snowberry fruit fly), 2542 nucleotides long. The record is from RefSeq and is a predicted model, not a curated record. Lineage: Eukaryota; Metazoa; Arthropoda; Insecta; Diptera; Tephritidae.
AGCCACUUCAAUUUCAUUCCCGACCGCUGCCAGAAGUUCCAGGCCAACAGCAGGAUUCCUCUGAAGACUUUAUGGCUAUGGAACAACAACAACAGCAGCAGCAACAACAUGCCUUUCAAUCUCGACAGCUACUUUCCUCGUCUCAGGAGAAUCUGCUCGCCUCCUUUGGCGGCGGCGUCGGCGGCGGUGAUGGUCAGGGCAACAACGGCGGCAACGACCCAGCCGAAUCGCUGCGGCACAUCUACGUGGCACUGUACGACUUCAACAGCGGCGGCGAGAACCAGCUGACGAUUCGAAAAGGCGAACAAGUGCGCAUUCUCUCCUUCAACGCCACCGGGCAGUGGUGCGAGGCGGUGUCGCGGAGCGGGCAGAUCGGCUGGGUCCCCGAGGCGUACAUCACCUCGGUGAACGUCGACCAGCACAAGUGGUUCCACGGCAGUAUCAGCCGGAGCGAGGCGGAGCAGCUGCUGAGCAGCGGCAUCAACGGCAGCUACCUGGUGAGGGAGUCGGAGUCAUCGCCCGGGCAGAAGACCAUCUCGCUGAGGUACGACGGCCGCGUCUACCACUACCACAUCAAGAUGGACAAUGGCGGGGGAGGUGGGAGUGGCAACAGCGGAGACAGCGGAAAUGGAGGUACGCCCACUAGGCGGUACUUUGUCCGGCCGGAGUGCAAGUUCGCCACCAUCGCCGAGCUGGUGCACCACCACGGGACGCAGCAGGACGGCCUCAUCACCAUGCUCCUCUACCCGGCCACGAAGAAGGGCGGAAGUGGGCAGCAGUGGACGGCGGGGGCGGCCGAGCCGGACGAGUGGGAGCUAAACAGGACGGACAUUGUGAUGAAGCAGAAGCUGGGCGGGGGGCAGUACGGCGACGUCUACGAGGCCAAGUGGAAGAAGUUCACCGUGGCGGUGAAGACCCUCAAAGAGGACACCAUGGCGGUGAAGGACUUUCUGGAGGAGGCCUGCAUCAUGAAGGACCUGCGCCACCCGAACCUCGUCCAGCUGAUUGGCGUCUGCACGCUGGAGCCCCCGUUCUACAUUGUCACUGAAUUUAUGCCCUACGGCAAUCUGCUGGAGUACCUGAGGAACGCCGAUCGGGAGACCCUUUCCGCCCUGGUCCUGCUCUACUUUGCCACGCAGAUCGCCAGCGCCAUGUCCUACCUGGAGGCGAGGCUCUUCAUUCACCGAGAUCUGGCCGCCCGGAAUUGUCUCGUCGGCGCCGACUACCUGGUGAAGGUGGCCGACUUUGGCCUGGCGCGGGGCAUGCGCGCCCUCGGCGAGGACACCUACACGGCGAGGGCGGGGGCCAAGUUUCCCAUCAAGUGGACGGCACCGGAGGGCCUCGCCUACAACCUCUUCACCACCAAGUCGGACGUCUGGGCCUUUGGGGUGCUCCUCUGGGAGAUUGCCACCUACGGCAUGGCCCCUUACCCGGGCAUUGAGCUGAGUGAGGUGUAUCACAAGCUGGAAAAUGGCUAUCGGAUGCAGUGUCCGGACAACUGUCCGCCGCCGAUCUACGAGCUGAUGCAGCGGUGCUGGGCCUGGGAGGACACCAAGCGGCCGACCUUUGAGUACCUGUACGCCUCGCUGCUGGAGAUGUACCACAGCUGCUCGAAUGGCUGGACGGAAGCCUUGGACGGAAGUUCGCCGUCGAUGCUCAACUCCAGCGGUUUUGAGCAGUCGAACAACAACAACAACAACAAUGACAGUCCGACGGCGGGCAGCGGCCACUCAGGCAGCGGUUUCGGAUCGGGGACGACCGGCUUGGGAGCUACCGGUUUCUCCAAUGCCAAUAAUGGAAAUGGAGGUGGUGGUGGUGCAACAGGUGGCUCCAGUGGUGGUAAUGUCCCCUACAAGAAAAUGUCCGGCAGCAGUCCGAACAUUGCCGCCCACCUUUCAAUGGCCGCCGCCGCCGCCUCAGCUACUCCUUCUGAAGAUUGUGAUAUGACCACUACUGCCACCACCACUAAUGGUGGCCAGUGGCCAGUGAGCUUCUCUGCCACCACUGCUACUCAAAAUGGCGGGCAAAAGACGUCAAAAAAUUCAGUUGCGAUGAGGAGGAAUGGUAGUGGUGGUGGUGGUGGUGGUAACGGCAGCUCAAAUGCGAUGACCNGUGGUGGUGGUGGUAACGGCAGCUCAAAUGCGAUGACCGCCGCCGAGUCGAACCGCAUCAUGCAGUCGCACCUGCUCAGUAAGCUGAAGCAGGCGCCGACGCCACCGAAGCGGACGAGCUCUUUCAGAGACUCGACAUAUCAGGACAAGCAACCAGGAGACGAGGACAUUUUGAAGGGCGCCGAGCAGGCGAUGAACGGCUUCGGCGAGAGCCUCAGCUCUCUGGACAAGGCGAGCGACUUUGGCGGCUCCUGUCUUGCCUCGCCCAUGCUGCCGCAUGGAAUGGGCGGAUCAGCAGGGGCUGGCGGUGAAGAUCAGCUGUACAGUCUGUACGGCGGCUCGGACCAAGACCAGCGCUAUCCCUCGAACACCAUCUCCUCCACCUCGUCGACGCGCUCCAAUGGCGCCCAGGCGGCAGGAGGCAGCUCAAA